AUGGCACAUUAUUCGGGAGCUCCAACGAAUGGGUCUGUCUAUGUAUGUAAUUUACCUUCUGGGACCGAUGAGAAUAUGCUGGCUGAACACUUUGGUACUAUUGGCGUGCUAAAGAAAGACAAAAGAAGUGGUCGUCCCAAAAUAUGGAUUUACCGUGAUAAAGCAACAAACGAGCCCAAAGGAGAUGCCACCGUAACCUAUGAGGACCCACAUGCUGCCUUAGCCGCUGUUGAGUGGUUCAACAACAAUGAUUUCCAUGGAUCAAAAAUCGGAGUCUUUCUCGCUGAGUCAAAGAGUAAGGACAACAUGGCGAUUCAUACAGUCGAUCCGGUUGUGAGUGGUGAUCUCAGUGGAGUUGCAGAAGGAGACAAGGACAUUAAUGGCGGUGUUGGGAGAGGUAGAGGUCGUGGUGAAGCCGGCGGGAAAGCAUGGCAGCAAGAUGGGGAUUGGUUGUGUUCGAAUACAAGUUGUGGCAAUGUGAACUUUGCAUUUCGUGGCGCAUGCAACCGGUGUGGGACCGCUCGUCCGUCGGGCGCUGCCGGCGGUGGAGCUUCAGGUGGUGGCCGAGGAAGGGGGAGGGGUGGCCUUGACUCAGGAGGUGGUGCUCGUGGUGCAGGCCCUGCUGGAGGAGGGCUUUUUGGUCCGAAUGAUUGGCCUUGUCCGAUGUGUGGAAACAUUAAUUGGGCAAAACGCACUAAAUGCAACAUCUGCAACACCAAUAAACCUGGAGUUAGCGAGGGUGGUGUGAGAGGAGGACGUGGGGGAGGCUACAAAGAGUUGGAUGAAGAAGAGCUUGAAGAAACAAAACGGCGCAGGCGAGAGGCUGAAGAAGACGAUGGUGAAAUGUAUGAUGAGUUUGGAAAUCUCAAGAAAAAGUUCCGUGCAAAAACACAGCAAGCUGAUAUGACUCAGGGCGUCCCUGGUGCUGGACGUGCAGGAUGGGAGGUCGAGGAACUAGGUGACAAGGAUAGAAGAGAAAGAAGUAAUGACAGGGGCAGAGAGCGUGACGAGAGACAAAGGGACAGGCACAGGAGUAGCAGGGAGUAUGACAGGCAGAGAGAGAGAGAAAGAGACAGAGGUUACGAGUACGAUAGGGACAGAGAUUAUGGGCGCGAACGUGAUCGUGACCGUGACCGUGACCGUGAACGAGACAGGGACCGUGUCAGGUACCGCAGUUGA
This is a messenger RNA of Striga hermonthica, 1179 nucleotides long. Lineage: Eukaryota; Viridiplantae; Streptophyta; Magnoliopsida; Lamiales; Orobanchaceae. The record is from the annotation of a GenBank genome assembly.